UUUCACAGCUUCAAUCGACCCUUGGAUGGCAACCCCGUCUCCCUCGCCGCUGUCAUACAAAACGCCACACAUGUCCAAUAUGACACCUUUCAAACUCUUCGCGCAGCCCGGCCAUCCUGAGUCGGCCAUGACGAAGUGGAAACCAACCGCCACGCCUGCCUGCCUGCCAGACACAUCGCAUACCUCCCGGGAACCUUCCGCUUCAAGCAACGAACAGGACAGCCAUCACCGGCGUUUCAAGAGGGUUUUAACUACACUUCACUUCUUUCUGCAACAUAUCACCAUGAAAGGAAUGAUUCUCCAGCUCAGCCGCAGCCUGAGUCGUACUGCCCCUCUCCUCCGUCGCAGCGUCCACUCUGGUACACGCCCCGCCUCCACCGCCGCCUCCAAACAGAGGGCCGAACGCCCACUCACCUCAGAGGAAAUCUACGCUCGUGAGGACAAGUAUGGAGCGCACAACUACCAUCCCCUGCCUGUGGCCUUAGAGAGGGGGGAGGGCAUCUAUAUGUGGGACGUGGAAGGCAACCGGUAUUAUGACUUUCUGAGCGCUUACAGUGCAGUGAAUCAGGGUCACUGUCACCCCAAGAUCAUUGCAGCACUGACCGCCCAGGCCUCCAAACUCACCCUGACUUCCAGAGCCUUCUACAAUGAUGUGCUGGGAGCUUAUGAGGAGUACAUCACCAGGAUGUUUGGUUAUGACAAAGUUUUACCCAUGAAUACAGGUGUGGAAGGAGGGGAGACUGCCUGCAAGCUUGCCCGUAAGUGGGCUUACAAUGUAAAGGGCGUUCCCAAAAACAAAGCCAAAAUCAUUUUUGCAGAGGGUAACUUCUGGGGCCGCACCAUGGCAGCCAUCUCCAGCUCCACUGACCCCAGUAGUUAUGAAGGUUUUGGUCCCUUCAUGCCAGGCUUUGAGCUUGUCCCAUACAACGACAUUCCUGCACUGGAGAAAGCCCUUCAAGACCCAAAUGUUGCAGCAUUCAUGGUGGAGCCCAUCCAGGGGGAGGCUGGUGUGGUGGUGCCUGACCAGGGCUACCUGACCAAAGUCAGAGAACUUUGCACCAAGUACAAAGUGUUGUGGAUUGCUGACGAGGUGCAGACAGGUUUGGCAAGGACCGGCCGGCGGCUGGCUGUGGAUCACGAGAAUGCGCGUCCAGAUGUGGUGAUCCUCGGCAAGGCUCUUUCUGGAGGAGUUUACCCUGUAUCUGCAGUGCUGUGUGAUGAUGAGAUAAUGCUGACAAUUAAGCCUGGGGAACACGGGUCCACAUAUGGAGGUAACCCCGUGGCCUGUCAGGUUGCUAUCGCUGCACUGCAGGUGAUGGAGGAGGAGAAGCUGUCAGAGAACGCUGAAAGGAUGGGGCAGCUGCUGAGGUCUGAGCUGAAUAGACUGCCAAAAGACAUUGUGACUACAGUCAGAGGGAAAGGCCUCCUCAACGCAGUCGUCAUCAAAGAGACCAAAGACUACGAUGCCUGGAAGGUGUGCUUGCGUCUUCGUGACAAUGGACUGCUGGCCAAACCCACCCAUGGUGACAUCAUCCGCUUGGCCCCUCCCCUCAUCAUCAAAGAGGACGAGCUGCGCGAAUGUAUCGAUAUCAUCCAGAAAACCAUCAUGUCCUUCUAAACUACAAGAAUUCAACUGUUCAGCAAUACACAGACAACCACAUUACAACAAUGAUAAUCCACAUUAGCUGGAGUUGUGGCCUGUUAAAACAUAACUUUUUUUAAAAAUCUUUCAUAAGUGGGGGCAUUACUGUAGAAAUACAGUAUACAGAGACUGUAUGGAGAGUGCUUCUGUGAGGCUAGACUGACGAUUUUGUACAGAAAAACUGCUGUAAAGGAAAAGGUUGUGUUAGACUGCCUCAGGAAAGACUGCAGCAAAGAUAGAGGUUUAUUUUAAGUGUUCUAAAUUUGUAUGUACAUUUUAUUGCAUAAUUCAUCUAUUGAGAUGAAUUUUGGAGUGGUCAAUUUACGUUUUUCAGUGGUAAUGAGUGAUGUAAAUAAUGAAUGUGCUGUCUUUAAUGAAACCUUUUUAAUUUUCAAAAAGGAAAAGUGGUUUUACUAGUGAAGCAUGAAGGAGUCUGGAGUUACAAAGGCUUUAUUUGAAUUGAUUAUGCGGUUAAAUCUGACCUGACUAUUAUACUAUUGUUCUGUGCUACAAGUUACAAAUCCAAGUUGCUGAAUGGAAAUCUUGUCUACAGUAUCCAAUAUAACGUAGUUUCCUGGUAUCGUAUAGAUUGCAAACUACAUUUCUAAUAGACAGCAGUUAGUCUGUCAAGCUACUGAUGCCUACUAAUAUAAACCUUGUGGAUCCAGUCUUGUUACACACCAGCUAGUCUGGGUAUUUUAAAACUUCAAGAGCAGAGCUUCUGCACAUCCUUAAAAAGCCUUGAAAUGUAUAUGAUGUUCUAGGUGUUGAAAUUGUUUUUAUAAAAAAUUAAAAAAAAAAAUCAUAAUUGCACUUUCUGACAACUCUAAAAGUUUAAGUGGCUUUAAUUUCCAAUACAAAUAUGACCACAUGUUAUUGUUGUAGCUGCCUGAUUUCAUUUUACACAGGUUAUAUGUUUUACUGUGGAAGAAAUAUUUUCUGGCAACUGUUGAAACUGAACAAAUAAGUUUUUGCUCUUUAUACUCAAUAAUUUGGUAUAUAUGAUUUCUGCAAGAACACACUGUGUAAGGAUUAACAAGUGUUGGGAGGACUCACGCUGGUAGCAAAGGCUGUUUGGUUUGAGAUAUUUACAGUAUCUGUACUUUGUUUCAUUGAACUUUCUGAUGAAUGUUUUAUCUAUAAUAAAACGAUGUAAAUAUUGUCUUUUCAAAGGCGAUAUCAUCUUUAAGUUGUUACAUAAUACAUUUUUCUUUAAAUAAAUUAUUGCAGUCUUA
This is a messenger RNA of Thunnus maccoyii (southern bluefin tuna), 2877 nucleotides long. It is a transcript of the gene oat, whose product is annotated as ornithine aminotransferase. The record is from RefSeq and is a predicted model, not a curated record. The transcript is spliced from 11 exons. The coding region runs from base 26 to 1618 and encodes 530 amino acids. Gene Ontology annotation, molecular function: L-ornithine transaminase activity; pyridoxal phosphate binding; identical protein binding. Lineage: Eukaryota; Metazoa; Chordata; Actinopteri; Scombriformes; Scombridae. Gene Ontology annotation, cellular component: cytoplasm.